This is a messenger RNA of Phialemonium atrogriseum, 1730 nucleotides long. RefSeq lists its product as uncharacterized. The transcript has a single exon. Lineage: Eukaryota; Fungi; Ascomycota; Sordariomycetes; Cephalothecales; Cephalothecaceae. Bases 944 to 1600 code for a protein of 218 amino acids. The record is from RefSeq and is a predicted model, not a curated record.
CACAACACUCAUUUUGGCAUCGGGAGCCUCCUUCACCCACCACCCGGUCUGGCGGCCAUCGGCGCGCAGCUGCAGCAGCGGGCGGCGAUACAUCGGGAUCAAGCAUCAGGGCCGCCGCCCUGAUAGGCGGCGUGCUUCGGCCCGAUCCCGCCUGACAAGAGGCAAACCUGGUUUGGCUUGCUCUCACCCCCUCAGGCAUAUGACAUCGACUUUACCGGCAGCGAUUGUCUCACACCUCAUCUUCUCCAUCCCCACCCCAUUCCUUCUGAAACCGCUGCGGCUUCCUGCAACCAAGCCUCGUCGGCCAACUCAGAGGGGACAAGCGGACCUGGUGGUGCUCCUCUCCCUCUCGAUUCUCCCCCUCUCGAUUCUCUACCUCUCUAUCCUCUCGAUCCUCUCUUUCUCAAUCUCCAAUUCCAAGAUACCAUCCCCUCUCCUAAUUGGUCGGUCGAGGCGCCGCAAUUGGAUCUACGAGACGAAGCCUUCGCAAGCCUUUCUCCCAGUUCUUCGCUCGCGGGUCCUCAGUCGCAACUACCGUUUCAAUAUCCUGCGCUAGUCCAGGUUGGCUCUCGCCUGACUCUGGACAGUGCAUCGUCCAGUCCACCCUCCUCCACUGGGCUCUCUUCCUCGCCGCAGCCCGCGACACCUCAGCUUCCGUCCCGACGAACCAGGUUUCACUGUCAGCAUCCUGGCUGUCAGUACAAGUCCUACAAGCACCAAGACGUUGUCAAACACGGGGUCACGCACAACAAACCGGCCGAGGAAUACCAGUAUCAAUGCCCCAGGUGUGGAAAAAGAUUCCCUCGACGAGACAACGGUCUUCGACACACCAGAAAAUAUUGCCUACAGCUUUAGCUAGCUAGCGUCGACGCAGAGCCUUUGACCAACUGCUAUGCUAUCGCUCUAAACGUCCCCAUAUAAUUAUUCGUCACAUCAUACAGCCAUGCCUGGCGACACCAAAAUCAUCUUUACACGCUCCACUCCUUGGAUUGAUCUGCUUGAUCGGCCAGCUCUGCUUGCCCGGCUUGCCUGGUGGCGUGAUCGGCCUGAUCUGUCAACAAUACCCAUCAGCGGCAAUUACGAGCUGUCCAGCCUACCCGAAAGAGCGUCCCAAUUGCCAAUCCUUGACCUCCGCUGCCCCAUUAGACUAUGGCGGUCACCCCUUGUUCUCUGCGACCCCAUUAGCCUAUGGCGCCCACCCCCACCAUCAUCAGUGGACGGCGUCAGCCCAAUCCGAAAGUCUACCCUGCCGCGGCGGACAUACUCGUUCUUGCAACACGUCAUGGAGCCUAACGUCACCCACAUAUGGGAACUCUCGCCAGGCAUCUACUACGUCGACCCCAAUGCCUCCCCGAGUGGCACAGCACUAUCUCACCAGUCGAAGCAUGUCCUCGAAGUCUCUUUGAUAUCCGGUCUUGGACUGGUUGCAGGGAACUGGACUCAGGUCUCAGGAGUACAAGGACAGGGACGCUCAGGGGCCGACGGGACAGGCGGGGGUAUUGGUGGGAUGUACUGGACUGUCCAUACUAAGUUAUUAAAAGGAAGACAUAAGAACUAUUUUGUCUUUGUACGCUUUAUAUUUCCCAGGUCUAACAGCUAAGCUACGUGCACCUAGCUAGUAGUAGACCUGGGAAACAUAGAGCGUGUGCACCUAGCUUAGCUAGUAGACUUGGGAAGCAUAAAGCGUACAAAGACCACCUCCUGCACUCAAUGCAAUGCGCAUUACAGGA